Camellia sinensis is the source of this 964-nucleotide messenger RNA. The record is from RefSeq and is a predicted model, not a curated record. Lineage: Eukaryota; Viridiplantae; Streptophyta; Magnoliopsida; Ericales; Theaceae.
GAGUUGCCUGUUGCUUUUGUUACAUUCAGAAAUCGGUGGGGUGCUACUCUAGCUGCCCAAUCUCAACAGCACUCAAAUCCACUUAUAUGGAUCACUGAAAUGGCUCCAGAACCAAGGGAUGUACUAUGGAGAAAUUUGUCAAUCCCAUAUAGGCAUUUGCCACUGUAUAAAAUUGGAGUUUUUGUUGCAGCAUCACUUCUUACACUAUUUUUUGCCAUCCCAGUGACUGCAGUUCAAGGAAUAGCAAAAUAUGAAAGAUUAAAGACAUGGUUUCCUCCAGCCAUAGCUGUACAUUUGAUACCCUGCUUAGGACCUGUCAUUACAGGGUAUCUUCCAACUGCCAUCCUUAGUGGAUUUAUAUAUGUCAUUCCGUUUGCCAUGCUUGGAAUGGCUAAACUGGAAGGUUAUGUAUCGAGGAGUAAAAAGGAGAUAAAAGCUUGCAACAUGGUCUUCUAUUUUCUGUUGGGAAAUGUAUUCUUCUUAACCUUGUUAUCAGGGUCUUUACUUGAUCAAAUUGGAAAAUCUGUUACUCAUCCUACGGAUUUUCCUAGCCAUCUUGCAAGUGCUGUCUCGGCCCAAGCAGACUUCUUUAUGACAUACAUCUUGACAAAUGGGCUGGCAGGAUUUUCCCUGGAGACAUAUUGAUUCAUAUAUCACUCAUAAGGGCAUCUUGACAAGCAUAGAUCAGACAUAUUGAAAAUUGUCAAGGAUGGUAUUGAGUAUGCUUUUGUUGAUGCUCCAAAGCAGCUAUCUUUUUUGGAUGGGGCUGUGGUCCAUUUCAUUUCCAAACUUCCUACACCUGAUAUCCUUGAAAUGUAAGAGUGAAUCUUUUUGACUUUUUCUUCUAUAAGUUCUCUAACAUAUACGUUUGGAAGGCAAAUGCUAAUGCUCCAUCACUGUUGCAAUAGUUUGAAGGAUGUCCAAAAACGAACAGAGAACGUGAAUACAGAGGUAGAUCCUAGUG